Messenger RNA from Ictidomys tridecemlineatus (thirteen-lined ground squirrel), 2404 nucleotides. RefSeq names its product transmembrane protein 139 (gene Tmem139). NCBI's taxonomy places the organism in Eukaryota, Metazoa, Chordata, Mammalia, Rodentia, Sciuridae. The record is from RefSeq and is a predicted model, not a curated record.
ACACACACACACACACACACACACACACACACACACACACACACACACACCUCUGACAGGUUGGCAGGAAAGAGGCAGUGUGCAGCAACAACAGCAGAAGCUAUGCACCCACUCCAAGCCCACACCAUGGCUCACUAAGUGCCAAGCACCAUGUGGUCCACAAAGGUGAAAUAAGAAACAAAAUAACCACUCUGGUCAGAAAGACAGGCAGAAAAUAAAUUACCUAAAUAAAAGGCAAACUGCCCAAGGCUGAUUAACUUCCAGUGCAUUGAAAAGAAGAGAAAGGUUAAUUCUACUUUGGGUCCUAAGUACAAAGAUCACUAGGAUGGGGGGAGCCCGCUCAACACAAGGCUUUGUAUGGAUAGGUGGAAAAGAAAUCCUGGGGAUUGUAGGAGGAGGUCAGCCUUGGUGGGAGAGGGGAGGAGGAAGACUGGGCAGGACAAAGGGAUUGGAGCAGAAGAGAGGGUGGGGCCAGUGGACUCCGCCUCCUUCCCCCAGCACCCCCGCCCCACCCCCACCCCACACGCAGACCAGCUUCCUGCAGUCUAUGGAAACAGAGCAUGGCUGACUGUGGGGACAUUGGAAGAUAACCGGGACAGACAGGGCACUCUGGGCAGGGCCAUGGUGCCAAGCCAAUUGUGGGGGAGACUGGAGAAACCACUUCUCUCCCUGAGUUGUGCCUCCCUACUCCUGGGGCUGGCUUUACUGAGCAUACGGCCAGACAUCGCCCCUGUUGCUUAUUUUUUUCUCACCUUGGCUGGCUUCUUCUUGUUUGCCUCCCUCCUGGCCUGUUUUCUGGAACGGGGGCUCCGAUCAAUGCAGACAGAGAGCCCAGAGACCCCAAGCAAUGCACGGGACAAUGAAGCUUUUGAGGUGCCAACAUAUGAAGAGGCCAUGGUAGUGUUGGAAUCAGAGAGCCACCCCCAACAGCUGGAUCAACCACCCCCUUACAGCAGUGUUGUAAUCCCCCCAGAACUUGAUGGGGGACAACCUAGCCAAUCAGAAAGGCCCGUGACACAUAGACUGGAAAGAAGAGUGGGCUCAGAGGGGGCUAUGACCCCAGGAGGAAGCCCUGGAAGAGUUCUGAUCAGCCUUCGGCUUAGGGGACCGAGGGUCAUAUCCACUGCUCCUGAUCUGCAGAGCUUGAGGGCAACCCCCAAAAGAGAGCCUCUUACUCCACCCCCUGCCUAUGAUGUCUGCUUUGCUCACCCUGAUGAUGAUAAUGUUUUCUAUGAAAACAACUGGACACUCCCCUAAGCAACUCUCUCAGGACUUAUGGCUCUACAUCAGACCCAUUCAUUCAUUUGACCAGCAUUUCCCAGCACCCACCAUGUGUCAGGAACCGCAUUUCUGCCUGGACAUCAAAAAUGGGGACUUGAAUCCAGAGGGGAGUCGGGCUAUGGUAAGCCUUUCCCAGUGAAGAAAUGCGUAACAGAAUUUAACUCUUCUGGCAACAUUUUAUGACAUACCCCAUGCCCAGUAUUUCCAGAGUUAAAUUAGGGUGAGGUAGUGGGGUAAUCCAGAGAAGCUGAGGAAGGAAGUAAAGUAAUAUCUGAAUGACAGAUAUAUUUCCAUCUGUUCCAAAUGCCUUACUUCUGUUAGCUUUCUCAGGCUUUCAGCCUUAUUAAGUAUUAUUACCCUCACUGAAAAAUGUGGUUUCAAGGGUCAGAGGAGUUAUAAAACAUGCACUAGGACAUACAGCUAGUAAAUAACAUUAAAAUAACUUGAAUGAACUCCUGAUUUCAAUGCAAGGCAAGGACCAGGAAGCCAGGCCUUCCACAUUUGUCUCAGUCCCUAUCGUGGAACAGUUGCUAUACAGAGGACUUCAUACAAACAGAAUGCAGGAUCCUUACAUCUAACAGGGUGGGCUGGGCAGGAUCAGGAGUGACCCAACUUCCUACAGGAGUAAGGCUAAUCAUAGUUCUGAUGGUCCCUGCUCCAUGUGGGAAGCAGUUACUGUGCCUCUCCCCUACCCAGGAGCUACAGUGCAGCCCUCACGCAGGGUCUUCAUCCUGUCUGAAAGCAGUGGAGUAAAUUGCCCCAGGUAGACUUCCAAGUUUUGACAAUGGAUGAAGGUCAGAAAGGUUAACAACGUGUUUCUUGGCAAGGGGUGAAGGGUAGUAUCCAAGGAGACUCUCUCCUGAAUAUCUGUCUUGGAGCGCGGGAUCACCUGCAGAGUGUCCCCAGCCCCUUCGGCUUCACUCUGACUGACUGCUGGGGUUCUACCCCAGCCCCGUGUCCCGCUUCUUCAGACCCCCAAUGUGCUGCGACUGGGAUGCUCCUCACUUCCCCCGCAAACCAACAUUCGUCCAGGGGGGUCUUGUCUAGCGCCUUCUAGUGUUCGCCCUCUAAUUUCUGCAUUCCGCCCCUGGGGGAAACUCCAGUAAAGCGACAAGUCUCACUA